AGACUCCUCACCGAAAAGCCGGAAGCACAUGCUGGCGCGCUGCUAUUGAUGUUGUUGUAGUCUGUGACAUGUAGCGAGAAAACGUUGUUGAUUUGUGUGUGUGUUUUUUAAACAUAACGUUUGAGUGAAAAACCAGAGAAUGGCAGCAACAGUGGCUACACCUGUCACCCCCGCGGAGCAGGACCUUGACCGGUGUGGGAGUGCGGAGGAGAGCCGCGGGGCCGAGGCGGAGGAGGAGAGCAGCCAGCAGCAGACAGGCCCCGCUGCCGCCGUGACCCACAGCCGACUGUCCAAACUCCCACUGGCCCGCAUAAAGGCGCUUAUGAAGACCGACCCAGACGUGUCGCUCGCCAGCCAGGAAUCUGUGUUCAUCAUCGCUAAAGCCACGGAGUUGUUUGUUGAGAUGAUUGCCAAAGAUGCCCUGGUGUACGCACAGCAAGGGAAGAGGAAAACUUUGCAAAGAAAAGACUUGGACAACGCAAUAGAGGCCAUAGAUGAAUUUGCAUUUCUUGAAGGCACGCUUGAUUAAAUGCUGCUUCACGAGAUGAGAACAUUAAAUAUCUGCAAACAACCAAGAAACCUUCUGUUACAGGGACACAAUUUGUUGUAAAAACCUUUUGUGAUAAUUUUCUAAGUCAAUCUCUCAAAUUGGAUAUUUAUAAAUGCUUUUCUACAAUGUGCCAUUAAGAUUUUUCAUCCUUGACUUUGAAGACAUCAGUGGUAAUUUGUAAACUUUUUUGUAAAUAUUUGUGAAAUACUGGUGUAAAAUUAAAUAAAUGUAAGUUUUAAACAA
This is a messenger RNA of Micropterus dolomieu (smallmouth bass), 793 nucleotides long. It is a transcript of the gene pole4, whose product is annotated as polymerase (DNA-directed), epsilon 4, accessory subunit. The record is from RefSeq and is a predicted model, not a curated record. Gene Ontology annotation, cellular component: nucleus; epsilon DNA polymerase complex. The transcript is spliced from 4 exons. NCBI's taxonomy places the organism in Eukaryota, Metazoa, Chordata, Actinopteri, Centrarchiformes, Centrarchidae. The coding region runs from base 140 to 529 and encodes 129 amino acids. Gene Ontology annotation, molecular function: protein heterodimerization activity.